CGAAGCGCGCCGGCGCCCCCCAUGCGCCAGGCGGCCGGACGGCGGCGUCGGGGGGCGCCAUGGCCUCGGCGGCGGCGGGCGAAGCGGAAGAGACCACCCGGCUGCGCAAGCCGCGCUUCUCGUUCGAAGAGAACCAGAUCCUGAUCCGCGAGGUGCGCGCCCACUACCCGCAGCUCUACGGCGCUCAGAGCCGUCGGGUGAGCGUGGCCGAGCGGCGGCGAGUGUGGGACGGCAUCGCCGCCAAGAUCAACGGCAUCACCAGCUGGAAGCGCACGGGCCAGGAGGUGCAGAAGCGCUGGAACGAUUUCAAGCGCCGCACCAAAGAGAAGCUGGCCCGCGUGCCGCACUCCACGCAGGGCGCCGGGCCUGCCGCCGAGGACUCUUUCUCCGCUGAGGAGGAGACCAUUUUUGCCAUCCUGGGACCGGGUGUAGCGGGGUCAGGAGCUAGUGCAGGGGCCGAGCAGCCCCCCGCGGCUGCCUCCUCACAGCCGCCAGCCCCGAGUGCCUGCGCCCAACGCUAUGUGCUGUCUGAGGAUCGCAGGGAGGAUCGACGCGCGGACACACCAGCCCACAGCAAGGGGGGCUCCAGCAGCCCAGAGCCUUGGGCCAGAGCCUCCUGCAAUCCCCAGGAAGGGGGCUGCCAGCCACCUAAGGAGCGUGAGUCCUCGCCCCCUCCAGCCCUGCAGACCGUCCAGUUGCCCCGCCUGGCCUUGUCUCCACCACCCUCAGCUCCUCCACCACCACCGCCACCACCCUCGCCCCCCCAGCCACUGCAGCAAGCCCAAGUGGCACCCUCACCCCCCAGCCCCCCACGCCCUCCGCUGCCUCCACCCUCGGCCCCAGACCCCUCCCUGGACUUCCUGCGGGCUCAGCAGGAGACUGCCAAUGCCAUCCGGGAGCUGGCGGGCACCCUGCGCCAGGGACUGGCCAAACUGAGCGAGGCCCUCAGUGCCCUGCUGCCCCUUCUGCCGGGAACGCCUGCUGACCCACUGCCCCCACCUCUGCCCCCGCCCCCGCCCCCACCCCCGCCCCCCAGGCCCAUCUUGCCCCCACCCUCCCCCAAGGUGGAGGUCACCCCAGAGCCGGUGUCCGUGGUGGCAGCCGUGGUGGAUGGGGCAGUGGUGGCAGCCAGGGGGGUGAUCAUUGCCCCGAGGAGCGAGGAGGAGGCCCCCCGGCCACCCCCUGCCCCUCUCCCGCCCCAUGACUCCCCCCCACACAAAAGGAGGAAAAGUUUCCCUACACGGAAGAGGCGGGGGCGAUGGAAAUGUCCCUGAAAUCUGCCAUGGGGUUCGAGCUUGUCUGCGCACCUUUUGCCUGCACCUCCUCCCCAACCUUAGCCCUGUGGAGGAGGGCAAUGCACCUUCCCUUCCCAGCUGCACCCCAGCUCCCUGCUGCAGGGGCACACGCACCCCACCCCCUGUACUAGUUAGUGCCUGAUUCUAGGGCGGGGAGGCCUCCUGGAUGGGCCCCCAGCCCUUUCUCCAGUACAGCGCUGUCUGCCUGGCUGCUUCCCCCAACCCCAACUUCUAAGCCAUGGAUUUUAUGUUAUUUAUUAUAUAACAUAAUAAUAUGGGGGGUUGCGGAGGGAAACCUGCACUACCCCACGCCCCUGCCCCCAACAACUCCUGGCCUUGACUUGAAGAGAACUGACCCACCUCCCCAGCCCAGACUUUGGAGGGGGUGGGGGCUGCAAGACAAAUCAGGAUGAAGAGGAGACUGCAGUUUGUACCCUAGGGAGGAGGGGGUGGAGUUCUCACUGGGGAGAUGGAGGUUGAGCCUUCUGCCUCCCACUGCAGGUUUCUGACCUCCAGAGCUUAACCCGCUCUGUUCUCCCCAGUGGUGACUAGAUAUCAAUAAACUUAUUUUUUAAUACAA
Molecule: messenger RNA, 1875 nt
Organism: Budorcas taxicolor (takin)
Lineage: Eukaryota; Metazoa; Chordata; Mammalia; Artiodactyla; Bovidae
Gene: MYPOP
Product: Myb related transcription factor, partner of profilin
Exons: 3
Coding region: 60-1274 (404 amino acids)
Biological process (GO): regulation of transcription by RNA polymerase II
Cellular component (GO): nucleus
Molecular function (GO): RNA polymerase II cis-regulatory region sequence-specific DNA binding; DNA-binding transcription factor activity, RNA polymerase II-specific
Source: RefSeq, a predicted model, not a curated record